This is a messenger RNA of Pararge aegeria (speckled wood butterfly), 2804 nucleotides long. RefSeq lists its product as uncharacterized. Bases 595 to 1422 code for a protein of 275 amino acids. Lineage: Eukaryota; Metazoa; Arthropoda; Insecta; Lepidoptera; Nymphalidae. The record is from RefSeq and is a predicted model, not a curated record. The transcript has a single exon.
UUUAUAAUAUAGGUUUACUAUUUUGGUACGGAAUCCUAAAAGUGGAGUUAAACUACAUAUUCUCCCUAACAAGGUUUGUGUUCUCACAAUAGCGAUCGAACGUAUUUGACUGCGUCAUUAUUCUAUGUGGUACGUGUAUCCGAACGUUUGCGACUGCGUAGUCGAAUGACGGCCGGCGGCCAUGUUGUGCACAGAAUUAGAUCCGUGCUGUCGUCAAUAUCGCGUGCUCGAUAUUUUACUGAAAUGUUAUAAUGAGCAAUUUUAUUAAUAUUAUUUCAUUUUCUUUUACGGUAAAUUAAUUGAUUGUGUUACAAGGUUGAAAUUAUUCAAAUUUACUGCAUUUAAAACGUGACUUUAGAAGUGAUAAACGGUAUGAGUUAGUACCUACAUAGUUUUGUCGAUAAUACCGAUAUAUCUGCUCUACACUAUUUUGACACGUUUCUGUGACAUCAGAAACGUCACUGUCACGAGCCAUAUUUUAAGAAAACACACAUGUGGAAUUUGGUUUUGAAACUGAUAUUUAUUCAAAUCGAUAUAAGUGUCCUAGAACUGUGAAAAUUGAGUUAUGGUUGCAGUUACAACGAACUCUUUGUAAUGGUUAUACAUAACGAACUUACUUCGUGCCCUGGAGAGGCUACUAAAUUGAAAGUAGCCAUGGAAUCCAAAAAAUAUCUCGUGGUGAAAAACCAUGUGAGGGAGAUUGUUGAUGCUCAGUGUACUACAACCACUAAUAACAGCCAAGAACAGAGCAACAUGGUAUCUAAGGAGUCUUCACACAAAGGGAAAAAACGAAGGAAAUUAGAAAGACAGCCUUCCUCAGCUGACGACGACUGUGUGGACAGUAUUAAUAUAAAUCGAAAUGAAAUUUCUAGUAGAGAUUUAGAAGAAUUAAAAAGUGUAUACAAAAAAUGUAAGUCGGUUUUGAUGAAAAUAGAAUCCAAAUAUGGGCAUUUGUUUGAUCUGGAGGAAGAUAACUUUAUUCCUCACAAAAGAAAACACGAAAAUGACAUUCAAAAUGAAUGUAACUGUGCUUCAAAUAGUAAAGUCGUAUUUAGUGAUGAUGGACAAGUAUUUGAAGCUCUGGCCAAUUCGGAAAAGCACCAUAUAUGCCCCAGUAGAUUACAGAACCAUAAUAGAUACCAGCCUAAACAAACUUUAAACAUUGAGACUGAAAGUUACUCUGAUGUGCCUCUACCUGAUACCAUACAAGAGUUAGAGAAGAUGUUGAAAGAUGAAUUACCUGCCAGAUUGAGAAGUACCAUUAUAGAAAAAAUUAAGUUUACAAAGCAUGCAAACUUAAAUAUGAUUAGAUAUUACAAACAUAGCCUGAUGGAGAAGUUAAAAGAGAACCCAGAUGAAAUUAUAGAUUUCAAAGGCACUAACUUUUCAUCUCUUCCUGGAUAUCCUAGUAAACCUGCAUGACCUAAACUGUGUUUGUAGUGAACAGACUACAGUAACAUUGUGAUUCAGUCCAUUUUCAUAUUUAUAUAAAAUAUAGGAUCAGUAUUGUUGCUUAGUUAUCAUGCCUGUGCAAGUCCUAUUGGUAUGAUUCUUAGGAGAUACUAUAAAUAAACAACUCUCUUAUCAAUUAAAAAAAAAAAAAAAAAGGAUGAUAUAACUGUCUGUUAAUAAUAAAGAUUUCUCACACCAAUAUUGAUGGGAUUAAAACCUAUUUAAUUUUGGCGUAUUUUUUAGUGUACUGAAAGUUUAAGUUAUUUCACUUAUGCUGAAGCUGUUAGCUGAGCAAUGAUAUGCGAGUGUCCCAAGUUUCAAAAAGUAGUUGAUGCAAUAUCUCAAUGUUAUAGUUCUUUAAAGAAGUGAUUUUAAAUUGUUUUCAAUAUCAGACUCAUACAUACCUAGUAGUAAAUAAUAUCUUCUUCUUAACCCUAUUCCACAUUAUGUGGGGUUGGCAGAACUUCUACAAACCUAAAGACAUACUUGUUUGGUUUUGACCUCCAACCAAACCCUCUUUAAGAAUAAAUCAUAAUAGUAGUAAGUAAUAUUAUAAAAUCAAUAACUAUUCAUCAAUGCAAGAAUUAUAUGAUCAUAAGCGUUGAUUUAUAUUGUCUGAUGGGUUACUUAGGCUACUGGCAACCCUACUGAUGAAGACAUGCCACCAAGCAAUUUAGUGUUCGCUUUAAUCACUUAAAAAGAAAUAAAGAGUAACCAGGCUAUAAAUCAACUAUCUUGGACUGCAUCAUCAGGUGUGAUUGGAAUGAAAACUUUUAUUGAAAUAAAAAAACAUUUUAUAAAGAUAAAGGAACACUUCUAAAUCUAGCUUUUUACUACUAAUGAAUCUAAAAUAAGUGUGUAAGAUAGAUGAAUUAUAAAUAAAAAAAUAUCAAUUAAUUUUCAAGAUCAGGUGAUUGGUUUCAACUAGUUUCCUUAAAGACUUGAUUCUUUUAUCCCUUAUUUUAAGGCUAGCAUAGAUUCUAGACACCUAGCAGACUUUAAAGCCAAUAUAUCAUCAUCCUCAAACCUUUUCUGUUCAUAAGCAGUGGUUCUGAAAACUUGUAUCCCUUUUUAAUGGACUUGUCCUUGUCAAAAGGAAAAUUAACUUUAGACUCCUAGUCUUACAAAAGAACUGAGUUCUAAAAUAGAUUAAAUGCUCUUACUUUUAAAACUUAAUUUGUAUGUAUGGGUGGUCUAUUUAACAUAUAUAAAAUACAUAAUAAUGACUAUGGAUAUGGAAACAUAAUAAUUAAUAUUAUCAUAAAAAAACAAAACCUAUUUUGAUAUUCUCUGAGAGACUCGAACCUGAACUUGGUACAACAAUGUCGCAAAAAAGAUUACAAGCUUUUUAA